Molecule: messenger RNA, 2064 nt
Organism: Naegleria lovaniensis
Lineage: Eukaryota; Heterolobosea; Eutetramitea; Acrasida; Naegleriidae
Exons: 2
Coding region: 1-2064 (687 amino acids)
Source: RefSeq, a predicted model, not a curated record
AUGUCAAUACUGGAUUUGGACGAUUUUGAUGACGAGGAUUUUGAGGACUCUUCCGUUGAAGAACAUUCCGAUGAUGGAUCUUGGAGAAGUAACAAGAAUAGCGAGCAACAGUUAUCAGCCAGAAGCGAAGAGCCUCAAUUAUCUCAUCAUCAGCGUGAAGAAGAAAAUCCUCAUGAAUUGGAAGAUCUAGAUCCGAUGAUGUUCGGGGGUAUUGAGACACAUCAAGACAAUGUAGGGAAUGAAAACCAAAGCUUCGAAGAGGCACAAAAUAAUAGCUCAAAAGAUGGUCCUCUCAUUGUUGACUUGCAAGAUUUUGAAUUAAGUGACGAAGAGCAGUCGUUUUCUGAUGGUCAACUCAAUCCAUUAGACAGCUCGCAUGAAAAUGUUCAAAACAAACCCACACAACCGAAAUCAUUAAUGGAAGAUAAAGGCAAGGAUUCCCAUGAGUCCUCAUUACAAGAUAUCGAGGACUUUGAUGAAUUCAGCGGAGACGAGCACAACGAAGAAGAAGUUACGGUAUUGCAAGCAUCGCUUCCUUCUUCGGAGAAUAGUUUGAUACAUCAUCAGCCUCAAAAUGAAACAACCUCUAACUUUCCAAAUGAAACUCACAAUAUUUCUAAGGAACACCAAUUGGAUGAUGUACAAAAACAAUUAGCAGGAAGAGCGUUUUUCAAUGAUGUAAGGAAUGUAGAGCAAAUUUGUCAAUUUUCCGACUCUGAAAGUAAACCCAAAGAGAACAAAGAUUUUCCUCAAUCGAGCUCCAAACAACAACCAAAGGAAGAAGAUUUACUCCCCAAAGCGCUUAACAAAACCUCGAAGGCCAGCCCAGAAGCCAUCUUUAUUCCACACAAACAUGAGGAUCAUAAGGUUACAGAAAUGGAAAUAUUGAAACGCAAGACAUGUGCCCCUAUCCCUUCGAUUAAGAAAGCUGAAAUAUCAGACCCCUUCGUAAAAAUUAAAACAGCUUUCGAAUCACCAGAAGAAGAACUGUGGAACAAUAAUGUUUUUCGAAAGUAUGGAGUGGAAUCAACGAUGACUGAAACGCUUUCUAAAAAGACCUCGAGGCAAAACAUUGACUUACGAGACGAAAGCCUUCUUCAUUUAGUUCUUGGAUUGUUUUAUACUAAUGGUUUUUCACAAGCUUGUGACAAAAACAGGUUUCAAAGUUCGUUUAAAAAGCGAGUACCAAGGGCAACAGACAAGAUUGAUAUGACCACCAACACAACCACCUCAGUUCCCAAUCCUAACACCUCUAAGAUUAGCUCCAAGUCACGCUCUAUUAGAGAUCAACCAUCUCUUUUUUCUCAACAUUUCAAAGACGAAGGGAGUCUUGCACAGGUAUUAGAAUUGUACUUGUUAGAUUUUCUUGAAAAAAACAACCGAGCUCUUCGAAGUAAUUUGAUUUUUAUUUUAAUGAGUGAAUUAGCUACAAUUCUGAAUACCAUUUCAUUGUAUUACUAUUCGACGCUCUCACAAGGCGGAAGUAAUAUGAACAUUCCAUCAUUUUCAUAUAGAGGUCCAGAACUGAGUAGUACACUUUUUGAAACAUUCAUGUCAUGCUUUCCUUUUACCAAAUUAUCCACAAACAAGUAUACAUUAGAACAUUGGAUUAGCCUUAGCCAUAUCAAUGAAAUUAUUUAUACACUCUCCAGAGUCAUCAAAAGUCGAUUUUGGAAUUUUGAUUUUAGACCAAAUUGUGAUCUAGGUCAUCUCAAGCUUGACGUCAAUCUGAGUGUAUUUGAUGCUCAUUUACCUCAACCAUCUUCAAACUCCCACAUUUUGGAAAUACCCCUCAAUGAAUUAAUGUAUCUUCAUCAACAAAAUGCAAAACAACAAGAGGAGGCUCCUACCACUCCUACGACACAAGAAUCGCUUGAGGAAAGACUUAAAAAUUCAAUACUGUUCGAACGAGGAUCUAAUGGUGUUGACAAGAAUUUGUUUGCCAAAUAUCAACCUGCAUUGGUACAAACUUGCUUGGACGAGGUGUUGAAUGAAAUAUUUGCUGAUAAAUUUAUCAUUGACACCAUUCGACAACGAGUUGCAGAUAAGAUUGAUCAACUCUAA